AUGCCCAAGCGGAAGUCGGAGUUCUCAGAAGGGGCCGUCGUCGCCACACUAAUACAAGAGGUCAGGAAACGACCCUGCCUAUGGAAUAGCGACGACCAAGACUACAAUGAUAGAAUUAAUAUGGGUACAGCUUGGGAGGAAAUUAGCACAAUUUUGGACGUUUCAGUCGACACAGUACGAAUGAAAUGGAAGAACCUACGAGAUUUUUUCAAAAAAAUAAUCAAGAAGCGUGGUAUCAAAGACGUUGAUGAUUAUUUAGAGCAGGGCUCUGUUCGCGGGAACUGUGUGCAGCAGACCGUAGUUGGGACAAACACUGGCUGU
Messenger RNA from Iphiclides podalirius (scarce swallowtail), 321 nucleotides. The record is from the annotation of a GenBank genome assembly. NCBI's taxonomy places the organism in Eukaryota, Metazoa, Arthropoda, Insecta, Lepidoptera, Papilionidae.